AUGCACUGGCAUCGAUCCGUCCUCUUAAAUCAUCGUCAUCUUCAUCAUCUUGCAGCAUGGUGCCAAGAAACGACCACACCCUACUGCUACGAUGGGGUCGGCUCUAACACCUUCUCAGUCACCUUAGGCACCUGUCAUCAACGCUCCCCCAGACCUACGGCAGACAUCUGUUCCAGCUUCACCCUCAUCUCGGCCGAGACUCGGGGAAAGGGCGGGGUCGAUGUGACUAACUUAUUGAACCCCCCUUUCAACUCGAGUCGUGAUACCAAGAUUCUGAUACCGGGGUUUACUAAUGAGGUGCUGGAUGAGAAAUGGGAUCAACUCAAGGAAGUCUUACUCGAUGAGGGAAACAACGUGAUCAUGGUGAACUGGAGUCAAGCAGCCAAUCUGACAAACUACGCCCAAGCUCGUGCAGAUGCACGCGUGGUUGGUUUCCAGGUCGCCAAGGUCAUGGCCGAUAUCGUCGAAAACACCGAAGCUACCUACGAUCAGAUGCACCUCAUCGGGAGCGGUAUGGGGGCCCAUGUAGCGGGCUAUGCUGGCAGUACGGGAGAAAAGGUAGCUAGGAUUACAGGUCUGGAUCCAGCUGGGGGCGAGACCGUGACCUUCGGCCUCACUGAGGGUUCAUCCCGUGGUCAGCAAUGUCGCCUGGACAUCUCCGAUGCCGAAUUCGUGGACGUCAUUCACACCAACGCGCACGGCGGGCUCGACGGAGGCUACAUCGGACUGCAGAACGAGCUGGGCCACCAGGAUUUCUACGUUAACGACGGCAUCAACCAGCUUGGAUGCGAGGAAGGUGACGAGUUCUGCAACCACGCCCGAGCUCUGGACUACUUCACCGAGAGCGUACCGGUGGACAACUACGGGAGCUUCCCGUGCCAAUCCAAAGCUUCCACCCGUGCGGGGCUGGAGGACGGGGUCCAGUGCAGCCCCGACGACCCAUGCCCAGAGAUGGGGUACAGGGCAGAGAAGAUCAAGGGGGAUGGGUACGCCUACCGGGUGGAGACCAACGCAGAGCCCCCAUACAGCAUCAACCACUAUACCACCCCAACCACCACCUCUGCUCCCCAGUAAUAAGAUUAGGCACAUGUUAAAAAAGAAGAAGAAGAAGGAAAUUGAAAAACACAGAGGGAUGGGGGAUAAUCAUUAUCAUUGUAAAAUGUUUCACGCAGAUUCAUCAUACAAAUGACCGGGCACAUAAUAUUUGGUGUAAUGGAUAGGGCACUUGCCUUACUAAAAUGUUAAAUUUAACGCUAUAUGUUGCUAUUAUAGGUUGGGGGAAGGUGAGGGAAGGGGGCCCUAGAAUCGCAUUUUUGUUCAGGUUUCCUCCCCCCCCCCUUUUGCCCUUAUAACCGUGCCCCGCCCCCGUAGCUAAGCUAUUAAUGAUCGAUGAUAGUGGUACUGAUUGAAGGAAAUAUAAAUUAAUCUUGUUUCACAUCCCUUAAACAAGGUGAAAAGGCAUUAAAGUCUUUAAUGGGGGAUAUCUUGUAUUGUCAUCCCAUUUUGAAUUAAAGAUCUUGAUGUUCGUUUCGAAGUAUAAGUUUGACACAAUUAUACAAGUAUUUCAGAAUGAACCUGUUUAUGUAAUUUUAAUUAAUUUCUGAAAUAUAAUUCAAGGAAGGCAUAAAAUGAACGAAUGUAUUUGUACAUUACGUAACAAACAUUUCUUAACACUUACUAAUAUAAUACUUUUGCUUUUUUCGUUGAACUUCUCUUAAUACUACCGGUAAACGAACCUAACAUAAAUGAUUAGAGGAGUAAAAUAUUAGCAGAAACUAAUAAAUAAAUAAAUUUUGGAUAAUGAUGACAUCUUCCUUCGAAAGUAUUCCCUUUCGACAUUUAGUUUCGUUAUCGAAAGUUGCAAAUAAAUUUAAGACACGGGCGUCAUCUCUAUUUUAAUGAGAUUCAUAUCUUGAUUUUUUUUUAUUGUGAAUUUAAGCUACAAAGAGAUUUUAGGUGUUUUCCCCUCUGUAUUAUCAUGCUAAAAACUAUUUUUCUUAAGUGAGACACAGUUGCAUGAUAUGCUUUAUAAUUUUGCUUUAAUUAUUUCAAAGUGCUUCUUAAAUGCAAAUUGUGAAA
Strongylocentrotus purpuratus (purple sea urchin) is the source of this 2079-nucleotide messenger RNA. Its product is annotated as lipase member I-like. Gene Ontology annotation, molecular function: lipase activity. The transcript is spliced from 5 exons. The coding region runs from base 1 to 1074 and encodes 357 amino acids. The record is from RefSeq and is a predicted model, not a curated record. NCBI's taxonomy places the organism in Eukaryota, Metazoa, Echinodermata, Echinoidea, Camarodonta, Strongylocentrotidae.